Messenger RNA from Diachasma alloeum, 3997 nucleotides. Its product is annotated as integrin alpha-4. Gene Ontology annotation, cellular component: external side of plasma membrane; integrin complex. Bases 1 to 3084 code for a protein of 1027 amino acids. Gene Ontology annotation, molecular function: integrin binding. The transcript is spliced from 15 exons. The record is from RefSeq and is a predicted model, not a curated record. Gene Ontology annotation, biological process: cell-cell adhesion; integrin-mediated signaling pathway; cell-matrix adhesion. NCBI's taxonomy places the organism in Eukaryota, Metazoa, Arthropoda, Insecta, Hymenoptera, Braconidae.
AUGAUUUUGAUAAUAAUUUUGUUUAUUUUACGUGCAAUUGUGAUUUCGGCUUAUAACAUUCAUGAGAAACCCUCAUCAAUGUUGCAAGAUUCAACACUUUCCCAUUUUGGAUACAGUAUUGUUCUUCAUGCUCAACAAAAUCCACCUAAAUCAUGGCUGAUUGUCGGAGCGCCAAAGUCGAAAUUAGCAUCAGUAGAAGAACCAGGUCUAGUCUACAGAUACGACUUGCAAUUAGAAAAAUCUCAACCAGUACGCAUCCAACCUAAAGAACUCGUUGAAGAAAGAGGUUUCAUCAGUUCAGUCAAUCAUGACGCACUGAUUAAAAAAGAUUAUGGCUGGUUCGGCGCAUCCAUGGCCAUAGAACCUAAUGCUGAUAUUUUGACAGUCUGCGCUCCGAGGAGCAUGAUAAUUCUUUACACCACCACGACGAGAUUUGAGAGUAUGCAUGGCGUUUGUUAUAGUGGCAAUAUAACUGCAGAUAGACUUGAAUUGGAUGAUAAAAAUCUUGGAGGACAUGAUUUUACAACUGAAUUUUGGUACAAUCCCCUCCACGGAUUCUCGGUGCACUAUCCAACCGCUACAUCAAAUAAAAAUAAUAAAAUGGUCAAGGGAUCACCGAAGGAGGAGUUAGUCGGCAGUGUCUUCAUAAAAGAUCAGAGCGGACCAAUUUAUCUUUCGAGAGCUGAUGAUCGUGCGAUGCUCGGAUACGCCGUUUCCUCUGGAUAUUUCUCCGAUAGAGGAAAAUUAUUGUAUGCUGGAGGUGCCCCUGGAUGGCACUUAAUUGGACGAGUUGCUAUCAUAGAUCCAACCACAAAUCCAGCGACUGUGAUUGCUGAGAUCGAUGGAACAAUGAUUGGAGAAUACUUCGGGGCGAGUUUAACAGCUUGCGAUCUCAACAAUGAUGGACUUGAUGAAAUUAUCGUUGGGGCGCCAUACUGGGGGGAGGAUUAUGGGAGAGUUUAUAUUUACCUUGGGAAUUCACGGCUGAUAUUCGAGAAGGCGGAUGUCAUUCUGAAUGGGCAUAAGGAGCGGGGCCGUUUUGGGUAUUCACUGACCUGUGGAGAUCUGGAUAGGGAUGGAUUUGAUGAUUUAAUUGUGGGCGCUCCUUGGGAAGGCAACGGUGUUGUUUACAUUCACAAUGGUGACUCUUCGUUACAAUCGAAAUUCCAAAUGGAUUCUCAGAAUAUUACAGUAACGUCACCAGCCACAACCUUUGGAUUUUCUCUAGCAAAACCCGUGGAUGUUGAUUUUAAUGGUUUUCCAGACUUGGCGAUUGGUGCCUACAAGUCUAACUAUGCUAUGGUAUUAAAUAGUCGUCCUGUAGUGAAAUCUAAAUUUCGAGCAUUGACAAUUCCCUCUUCUUUGGAUAGAAAUUCUACGUCUUUCAUAAUUGAAGUUUGUGUCAAUCACACAAAAAUCGGUUCACCUAGCCAUGAAAGUUUUGAUUUAAUUAUCAAUAUCGAUGAGAGUUUUAAACGUGUUAACAAAUCUCGUAUACAUUUUUCUCACGUUUCCUGGUCUGGUGACACAGAAGCAACCGUGUGUCUAAAUGAGACUGUCCAUUUAAUGGAAACAAUUACGAAUUAUAUUGACCCAAUUCCUAUAACGGUAGUGCACACUUAUGGAGGCUGGAGAAUUACAGAAGAGGGUGGUAUUGUUGCUUGCAUCCUCUGCCCCAUAGAAUAUGAUGGAUCUUCGGAACCUCAGGAAAUCAAUAUUCCCUUCAACAUUGGUUGUGGAGACGAUCAAAUUUGCACUUCGUUAAUAUCCAUUUCUGGUUCUUUCCAUUACGCAAGCAAUCGAAAAGCUCUUGAAAAUAAUACCUGGAUCAUAGGCUCCAAGGAUAUAAUUUUGCAAGUUAAUGUAUCAAAUGCUAAAGAACCAGCCUAUUCAACGGUAUUGACGUUAAUUCUUCCGAAGAAUACUUUCUUGCGGAGUGUAUUGGACUCUUGUAAAGAGAAAGAGGACAGUGGGAUCACCGAAAUUAUCUGUGAAUUAGAGAAUCCAUUACUCACUGGUCGUCAUAAUACGUUAAUUUUCGAUUUAAACAUGGGUAAAAUCAACAAUGGCUCCCACGCCAAUACCAAUUUGACUUUCAAGGCAACAGUCACAACCCGGAGUCGACAGCAUGGUGAUUCAUCUGUUGAGUUCCUUCUCCUCCUCCGAACUAAUGCGUCACUCACUCUGGAAGGACGUGCAAAUGAGCGGAGCUAUGACGUUCUAUCAGCCGAGGACAGCACUCGAAAUAUUUCAUUCGAGCAUUUGUAUCAAAUUUCGAAAUCUGGAUUCACGCCAGUUUCGACCACUAGGCUGACUGUCAAAGUUCCUUAUCGAGUUGGGGACAUGGAGUUUCUAGCUUUGAUGAAUAAGCCGAUGAUGUUGGCGAUAGGAAGACUUUCUCAAUGCUCCAUCCAAAAUAUUCCUAUUGUACAGGGUGAAGGGGAUAUUGUCAAUGUCAUGGGCUCGGACGAUACGGAAAAAAUCAAGCUAAACGCAAAUAGUAAUCAUUCGCGUUUAAAACGGACCACAGACUCCACCUUACAGCCAUUGCAGAUCCCAGGAAAUGGUAUUUUUUCUAAUAACUCGGGAAGAUUCUCCGCCUCGACCACAUCCGGGUCUAAUUUAAGUACCUUGACCUGCUCUUCUACGAACAUUCAGUGUGGCACAAUUAUUUGUGAUGUUGGUGAUUUGAACGCCGACCGCGAUAGUGCCAGUCUGAGAUUACAAUUCUCCAUGAAUCUCUCGCAAUUAAUGGAAAAUUAUGGAUUCAAUGAUAAUAGUCGAAUUAUAGAGGUCAUCACGGAAGCGUGGGUGGAUUUUCCGGAACCUGUUAAUUGGACAGUUCCAGGGAUAGGAAAUGUCACAAAAGUUACGACAACAUUUAUAAAAAUUGCUCCAACUAGUCGACUCACUGUGUGGAUUAUAGCUGGAUGUAUUCUGCUAGGAUUGUUGGCAUUAUUCCUAAUUGCAAUUGGCUUGAGACUGAUGGGUUUCUUCAAAAGGGAACAGAAGGAGAAGAUGAACGAAAUGAAGGAUAGCGAUGGUCAUAAAGACACCAGACGCCUUUCAAACAGCAAUUUCUGAAAAGCCCCUGUUGUCGUGAUAAAUCAAGUGAUAACUAGUAUUUAUGGAAAGUUAAUUUAUUUCAAUUUAUUGCAUUAUCUUAUUAUUUUAUUAAUUUUUUUUGUAACAUACAAUGUCACCAGCUUGCAAGCAAUUGGUGUCACCGACAGUACAGUGUAUUCAAAUAGACACUCUGUGUUUGCUAUCUUAUCUCCAAAAGUUUUAGGUACAUUUAAAUAAAAAAAAGAAAAAAAAUUGUUGAUGAACACGGACAUACAAACUAAAAUUUCGUACAAUUUUUCAAUUACUUUUCCUACUCAGCACUAAUUAUUUAUCAAAUUGUACCAUCUGAUACUCCACUCCAAUAUUCGAGAACUUAACUCGAAAUUAAUUGAUCAAUCAACUAAUAUUCAGUAAAAACUAGAAAAAUUUGUCAUUAUCUUCUCAAGUAGAUCUCCUCAAAGUUCAAGAAUGGCUUACAUUAUUGAACAACAAUAUAAUAAUUCUUAAGUUAAUUUUAUAUAUUACGAGAGAUUUAAACUAAAAAAAAACAAAGGAAAAAGAACAAAAAACGUAGAUAUGUGAGUUUAGCCAGCUCAACAACAAUACGAUUGUUUCGACGAUAGGAAGAUGUUGUUAGAAACAAAUUCAUUGCCUUCGAAUUACAUCUACUGCUCCUGGUUACCCAGUUUUUUUUUCUACUCCAGCGAGGUCACUCUCUGAUGAUUUCAAAAUUCAAUAACUCGACUGUUGUUCUUGACUUCAGGAAAAUGGCAGACACCUCCAUGUCCCUUAUGCUGGAAGGGAGGCCUCAGACGAAAAAAUGUUCUUGAAGAGCAUUCUUCACCUGGAGAAUGAUGAUUGAGACUCUCACGAUGUCAGAGACCCUGCUCAACUGUCCUCAAUAUGACAAUCACUUCGAGGCGAUUUUACA